CUACCGACCGUUCGCCUGUCCCUCGCUGCUACUCCUACAGCAAAUCAUCAGCAAUGGCAGCCUUCAGAGCAUCAAGAGCUCUGCUGAAUGAGAGCAAAAGCUACACCUCACCACACAAGUACCACUAUGUAGAGGGGCGAUCGCCGUUCUGGAGGAAGUUCAGGGAGAUCUUCUCGGCCAACCCGGAGAUCAGCUCCGGUCUGCCUCUUCCUCACAUGCACCGAUUUCCCACACCAGGUGGACGCAAGGAGCACGGAGCUACUGCCCCUUCCCGAGCUUCUGACCCAGCUGGAAACAUGUACUACAACCGAGACUUCCGAAGGAAGUAUCCAGCUCUGGAUAUGAUCACACAGCAACACCUGACCAAGAUCUUGCUCGCUGCUCCUAACGAGGAUGGAACAAAGACUCUUGCUGCCCCAGGAGACGACACGUCCUCGCCCACAACCGCUCUCACCAUUCCCUCGGACCUGUCCUCGCCUUCGGCCUUCACCGAUGUUCUAGCUCAGGUCUCGAAGAAGGACGAGAAUGCCUAUUCGACCAGCAGACUCCCUCCUACACCUCCUUUCAAGAGGCCGCACCACAUCCUGAAGAUUCAGAAGGGGGCUGUGCCGCACGACCCGCACGCUUACUACCCAGCAGAGAACUACGCCUAAGAGCACGGCAUAGAGGAAGGGCAGGCAGGGCAGCGGAUAUGAGCUAUGCUGAUGUGCAGGGGGACAGGCCGGAUGUUCGAAGAACGCAUGUUACCGUCGUCUCUCUCGGUCUGAGCGCCGUCACUAUCUCAAUGUUCAUCCUUUGCUCCCGAACGAAUCUACUUUUAGGAGCACGAUUUCCCGAGCGAGCGGUGGUGGUGCACAGAGGUCACGUAGUUCCGGGUGCGACCAUUCGAGGCCGCGAAUUGAAGGACGCUUGUCCCUUAUCAGCAGAAGGCCAUCGCAGCGAGGGGACUGAGGAUGAUUCAAAGUUGGCCCACGUGCGCGGG
Messenger RNA from Microstroma glucosiphilum, 982 nucleotides. RefSeq lists its product as hypothetical. The coding region runs from base 54 to 653 and encodes 199 amino acids. The record is from RefSeq and is a predicted model, not a curated record. The transcript has 4 exons. NCBI's taxonomy places the organism in Eukaryota, Fungi, Basidiomycota, Exobasidiomycetes, Microstromatales, Microstromataceae.